AUGUCCUCUUCCCAACAACCACAACAACCGCAACAACAACAACAACCCCCAUCCCCCUCCCACUCGCAACGCACAGCCGAAGCCCGCGCGGCCUUCACAGCCUCCCUACACUCCGUCGGCGCCAACCUCGACGCCGAGCUCCGCGCGCGCGCCGCCAACCUGCACGAGAACGCGGCCGCGCUGGCAAAACAGGAGGCAGAGGUGCAGCGGGCGACGGCGGAGCUGGCGCGGCAGAACGACCAGUGGAGCAAGAUCGCGGACCAGGCGCGCAAGGGGCUCAAGGAGAUUGGCGACGUACAGAAUUGGGCGGAGCUGAUUGAGAGGGAUUUGUUGGUUGUGGAGGAGACGUUGAGGUUGGUUGAGGAGAAAGAUAACAACAAGGAUAAGCGUGAUGAUGAUGGUGAUGAUGGUGAUAAUGGUCACGGCAGUAAUAGUGAAGGAGGAGAAGGAAGAGGGGAGGAUGAACUAGCUAAUGGAGCGAAUGUUGUUGAUGAUGAUGACUCGGGGAAGAAACAGCAACAGCAGCAACAGCAGCGGCGGUGGAGUUUGUGGAGUCGAUGGUGGUAG
Molecule: messenger RNA, 567 nt
Organism: Rasamsonia emersonii CBS 393.64
Lineage: Eukaryota; Fungi; Ascomycota; Eurotiomycetes; Eurotiales; Trichocomaceae
Exons: 1
Coding region: 1-567 (188 amino acids)
Biological process (GO): endosomal transport
Cellular component (GO): BLOC-1 complex
Source: RefSeq, a predicted model, not a curated record